Molecule: messenger RNA, 2160 nt
Organism: Ciona intestinalis (vase tunicate)
Lineage: Eukaryota; Metazoa; Chordata; Ascidiacea; Phlebobranchia; Cionidae
Source: RefSeq, a predicted model, not a curated record
AUGACUACUGUUGGCACAAUAUAUUCUAUAUUUCCUAACCGUUAACACAAUUAAUCUCAGCGAUCAUGCGUGGUCGUGGUUAAGAAAACGAAAUCCAGGUAAAAAGAUGUUUUACACAGAAAAGUCUCAGUUCGCCAAAAGGGAUGAAUGGACAUAAUAUAUAGUUUCCUUGAUUGCAGAAAACACGCAAGUUGUGUCACUUUUGCUUUCUGUAAUAUUCAGUUUAUAUAUGCAUAAGCCAAUUUGGAUAAACUUAACAAUACAAUUCGUAAUAGUACAUUCAACCGCUACAGUAUCAUGGGUAAUGUAUAGAUCUGCCACAGCGCAGUACAAAAGGGGGGUGAGUUUUGGUAGCUACGCCUACGCCUAUGAUAUAUUCCGUCACCAUUUUUAACAGAUUUAAUUUGGAACUGUAGGAAGACCACGUCAUAAACAUUUAAGCCGGUUGAUUAAGUCAAUAGGACGUGACGUAUCAGCAAGGCAGUUACAAUACCUAUAUACAAAACCACAUAUAAGAAGUGUUUUACAGUGUGAGAAGUCGAUAUAGCACAAGAAUGGCGAAUGAAAACCAGCAAGACCCAACUAACUUACACAUUACUAUACCAAGUAUUGUGAUAAACAAAAUUGAUAACAGAUCAACUGGAAUGCAUAUACAAACCGCAGGUUCGUAAUGUUAAUCUGUUUAUUUUCGUGUCUCAAUGCAACACUUAGAUAUACCACGGGGUUCCCUAUUUCGCACCAUACGUGGUGACAGUAUCCAUUUAGUUCCUGUUUGUGAUUUUAACACCAAUUUUGACAAUAAAUGACCAUUGAUGUGGUAUUCUGGUCGCUUUUGUUAACGUUAGUAGGUCAAUAACACUAACAUAGAUUCAUUUCCUCAUAUUUAGUGGCUCGACUUGGUCAGUGUAUUUUCACGUUUAGUCAUCGGAAAAAUCCCGUGCAUAAAACCUUUACAUAAGCUGUAGGGCCUACUACACUACUACAGUUUAGUGUAGGCGGUCAAAAUCGACUAUCCAAAGCAAUUACCGAUAAGCGUUUAAUAUAGUUUGUGAAGUGAUUCUUCACAAGCUACGUCAUCGUUACAAGAUAUGCAAAUUAACCCACAAGGUUUGUUGAUAAAAACAUUCACUACAAGCACAAUAUAUAGUAAACAAAAAAUCUAGGUGGAGUGACGUCACGAAAACCAACGAUGGAAGCUAUAUUUGCACCUUCAGGACGAAAAUAUUACGAAGCUCACUUCAAGUCCUGUCGUCGCCUGGAAGUCGACCCUGCUUUUAUUGGACCUAGGGAUUUGGUCGACCAUUACCUAUGUUGUAUGUUGGUUAAAGAGGCGGAAGGAGCGAAACGAACCAAAGAUCAAAUUAAUGUGUUGUUAAAAGAGAAAGCUAAAACCAUGCCAAAUGAAAUCCAAGCAUUUGCUGACACUAUCCGAGGUGAAUGGAGAGGCAUGGAAGCGAUUUUAUUUUAUCAAAUAGCGGCAGAGUUUUAUGGAAAUCAAUCGGAAGCAGGUUUGGGCGGUAUAGCAAAUUGUGUAAUCCAGAUCAGAGAAUCCAUCGUGGCAAUGCUAACACUUGACGAAGAUAUGAUACCGAUCGUUCGAUCCAACGUGAUUACACUAAUGCAUGACAUGCAAGAAAUGAUUCGGCGAUCCAAUAACGUCAGUGAGGAAGAUCGGUGUUUAAAAGAAGCUGAAUGUUUGCAUGAGAUAGGAUACUGCGAAUACCUGGUUGAUGACAUGAAUGCUUGUGAAAAAACAUUCAUGGCGGCGAUUGUUGAGAUGGAAAGGGUGUUUAAGGAGAGAGCUGUAAAGUAUAAAAUAUACAGUAGUUGUUUAAACAAUCUCGGUUACACGUAUGAACUCACUUCUCGAUUCAAAGAUGCCUGUAAAUAUUUCCGCACAGCUAUUGAAACUUUUAGGAAAGCUGAAGAUGUCAACGAUGAUGAAAGAGAUAAAUGGACCGUCUUUUUUAACAGCAAUCUGGAACGAGCCAUAACAAAAAUGAAAUAACUCCAGUCAAAUUUUUCAUUCCCUUGUAAGAUUACCCCCAAUUGGAGACUUUUCAUAUCUCUUUUCAAUAAUGCGUAUACUAUAGCCAUUCAUUUAAACAUAUUUCACCUCGAAACUGUUUAUUGUAAACUUUGGUGGAAUUUCUUUUUGGG